UGUUUGAGUUUUGUCAGCUCGUCAUGCUUUGUUGGAGCUUUGUCAGCUCGUCAUGCUUUGUUGGAGCUCUGCCAGCUCGUCAUUCUCUAUUGGAGCUCUGUCAGCUCGUCAUGCUGUGUUGGAGCUCUUUCAGCUCGUCAUGCUUUGUUGGAGCUUUGUCAGCUCGUCAUUCUCUGUUGGAGCUCUGUGAGCUCGUCAUGCUAUGUUUGAGCUUUGUCAGCUCGUCAUUCUUCAUCGAAGCUCUGGGAGCUCGUCAUGUUAUGUUUGAGCUUUGUCAGCUCGUCAUGCUUUGUUGGAGCUUUGUCAGCUCGUCAUUCUCUGUUGGAGCUUUCUCGUCAUGCUUUGUUGGAGCUUUGUCAGCUCGUCAUGCUUUGUUAGAGCUCUGCCAGCUCGUCAUUCUCUAUUGGAGCUCUGUCAGCUCGUCAUUCUCUAUUGGAGCUCUUUCAGCUCGUCAUGCUGUGUUGGAGCUUUGUCAGCUCGUCAUGCUUUGUUGGAGCUUUGUCAGCUCGUCAUUCUCUGUUGGAGCUCUCCGUGCUCAUCUGUUGACGAGGUCUUGGGGCAAGCUCAGUUCACCAAAUGGAGAUUUGGAUCUUGCUCAGCUGUGCUCAUCUGUUGACGAGCUCAAGGAGAACACUGAUGUAAGAGCUCACCAAAUGGAGAUUUGGAUCUUGCUCAGCCCUGCUCGUCUGUUGACAGGGUCUUGGGGCAAGCUCAAGGAGAACACUGAUGUAAGAGCUCACCAAAUGGAGAUUUGGAUCUUGCUCAGCCCUGCUCGUCUGUUGACGAGGUCUUGGGGCAAGCUCAAGGAAAACACUGAUGUAAGAGCUCACUAAAUGAAGAUUUGGAUCUUGCUCGGCCCUGCUCAUCUGUUGACGAGGUCUUGGGGCAAGCUCAAAUUAUUCACGCCCUUGUUCUUCAAACUUUGAUGUAGAAUGUAAAAUGUAGAACUCCCCUUAUUCCUCCCCCUUCUUGUCUGAAUUUAUUCAGAGGAGCUUCUGACUUUUUGAUAGUGUAUGGGGAGCUUCAUAUAUGUUGAUUAGGCCAACAUAAUUAACCUGUUCCCUGCAC
Rubroshorea leprosula is the source of this 1068-nucleotide messenger RNA. The record is from the annotation of a GenBank genome assembly. NCBI's taxonomy places the organism in Eukaryota, Viridiplantae, Streptophyta, Magnoliopsida, Malvales, Dipterocarpaceae.